This is a messenger RNA of Melanaphis sacchari, 2857 nucleotides long. It is a transcript of the gene Drp1, whose product is annotated as dynamin-1-like protein. The transcript is spliced from 12 exons. The record is from RefSeq and is a predicted model, not a curated record. Gene Ontology annotation, cellular component: cytoplasm; microtubule; membrane. NCBI's taxonomy places the organism in Eukaryota, Metazoa, Arthropoda, Insecta, Hemiptera, Aphididae. The coding region runs from base 419 to 2536 and encodes 705 amino acids. Gene Ontology annotation, biological process: mitochondrial fission. Gene Ontology annotation, molecular function: GTPase activity; microtubule binding; GTP binding.
AUCACGGGCAGCGCGUCUGCCGUCGAUCACCGAUCCCGAUUCUCGACAUCUCGUGAACAUUGAACAUUGUCGACUGCCGUUUGCUGCACAUCACAAUACACCAUUUUGCGCAUUCCCAUUCACCAUCCAACGUAUGUGUUACUGUGUUUGAUAUUAUAUCCAUUGGUUAUUAUCACUGUACACCCCGCCUUUUGAAUUUUAGGACAUUUCCUAAAAACUGCCAUAACAUCCGAAAUCCUUACGCCCGAUCAAAUAUUUGUAGUAGAUUAAGUAGAAUAAGUUAAAGGAAUUGAUUGUCACACGCGCUCCGCCGACGUCCAGGAGGAGUAUACAAGCCGGUGUAAAUUCGAUCCGUGCCCAAAGAAACUAGCCUGUGUGGUGUCUGUGCCCGUCCCCUAACGGACCAACGACACUUACAAUGGAGGCAUUGAUUCCUGUCAUCAACCGUUUACAAGAUGUGUUCAAUACUGUCGGCUACGAUGCCAUACAACUUCCUCAAAUUGUAGUUAUUGGAUCACAGAGUUCUGGUAAAAGCUCCGUAAUAGAAAGUAUUGUUGGUAGAUCAUUUUUACCCAGAGGUAUUGGAAUUGUUACUAGAUGCCCUUUAAUUCUUCAGCUUGUCAACUGCCCUUUGACUGAUAAAGAACAUAGAAGUUCUGAAAAUGGUACAGUUAAUUUGGAAGAAUGGGGUGAAUUUCUGCAUUGUAAAAAUAAAAUUUUCAAAGAUUUUAAUGAAAUACGAGAUGAAAUUCAAUCUGAGACCAAUAAGGUUGCUGGCAGUAAUAAAGGAAUAUGUCCUGAACCUAUUAGCCUGAAAAUAUAUUCCACACACGUGUUGAAUUUAUCGCUUGUGGAUUUACCAGGGAUAACUAAAGUUCCUGUGGGCGACCAACCAGACGAUAUUGAAUCUCAAGUGAAAAAUUUAGUUCUCAAAUAUAUUCAAAAUCCUAACUCAAUCAUUUUAGCAGUAAGUACUGCUAACACAGAUAUGUCAACUAGUGAAAGUUUGAAGAUGGCCAAAGAAGUAGAUUCCGAAGGAAAGAGAACUUUAGCUGUAAUUACUAAGCUUGAUUUAAUGGAUGCAGGUACUGAUGCAGUUGAUAUAUUAUGUGGUCGAGUGAUUCCUGUUAAACUAGGAAUAAUUGGUGUUGUUAAUCGAUCACAACAAGAUAUAAAUGACAAAAAGUCAAUUUCUGAUGCUCUAAAAGAUGAAUCUACUUUCUUGCAAAGAAAAUAUCCUUCAUUGGCAAACCGAAAUGGAACUCCAUACUUAACUAAGACACUAAACAGACUUUUAAUGCAUCACAUUCGAGAUUGUUUGCCAAACUUAAAAACAAGAGUGAAUGUUAUGGUUUCACAAUUCCAAUCACUUCUGUAUUCAUUUGGGGAUGAUGUAACAGAUAAGAGCCAAACACUGUUACAAAUCAUUACAAAAUUUGCUGCAGCAUAUUGUUCAACAAUUGAUGGUACUUCUAAGAAUAUCGAAACAACUGAACUAUGCGGCGGUGCUCGAAUAUGUUAUAUAUUUCAUGAGACAUUUGGCAAGGUUUUGGAUUCUAUUCAUCCUCUGACAGGCUUAUCAAAAAUGGAUGUAUUGACUGCCAUUCGGAACGCCACAGGCCCAAGACCAGCAUUAUUUGUUCCAGAAGUGUCUUUUGAGUUGUUAGUAAAAAGACAAAUACGUCGGUUAGAAGAACCAUCUUUGCGAUGUGUAGAACUUGUACACGAAGAAAUGCAGCGUAUGAUUCAACACUGUGGAAUUGAGUCACAACAGGAAAUGAUCAGAUUCCCUAAACUCCAUGAAAGCAUUGUUGAUGUUGUUACACAGUUAUUGCGUAGACGUUUACCUACAACAAAUGCCAUGGUUGAAAAUUUGGUGGCUAUUGAACUUGCGUAUAUAAAUACUAAACAUCCAGAUUUUCAUAGAGAUGCAGAACUCGUAUCACUGAUGAUGAAAAGCGCUGAAGAAGAUGAAUUUUCAAGACAACGCAUGUUGAGAAAAUAUAAUGUGAACAAUUCUGUUGCUGGAUGUGAUAAAGACAGUAUCGCCAGCACAGGAUCAUUGAAGAAAACGCCAAAACAUCAUCCAGCAGAUAUGAAUGGUGAAAUGAAUUCUGUUGAAUCGUCUCCAGCAACAACACCUGUACAUCAAGUACAAAAUGAAAGCAUGCCUUCAAAUGUACUCAAUAGUUUUAGUAACAUGGAUUUACAGAGUCCAUCCAACAGGAACCUAUCUGAGAAAGAACUACGUGACUGUGACGUAAUUGAAAGAUUGAUCAAAUCAUAUUUCUACAUUGUGAGAAAAUCCAUUCAAGAUAGUGUUCCAAAGGCUAUAAUGCACUUUUUAGUAAACUUUGUGAAGAACUACUUACAAUCAGAACUAGUCACACAUUUAUACAAAUCCGAACAAGUAGAAGAGUUACUGAAUGAAUCUGAACAUAUAUCUAAUCGCAGAAAAGAAGCCAUUGAUAUGCUUAAGGCCUUACAAAAUGCUAACAACAUCAUUAGUGAGAUUCGUGAAGUGCAUGUCUGGUGAACAUGUGAAGAAAAUUUGAUGUGUAGUAUAUAACUUUUAAAUAAAUCCUAAAUCAGUACAUUGUUACAAAUCCGCCAUUAUUAUUAUUACUACUAUUAUUAAUUGUAAUGUACAGACCAAAAUAACUUAGUACAUACUAUGGGGUACCUUUAGUGUUAAUGCCAAUCCCCACAAUGUUUUAAAAUGCAUAAGUUAUUACUUUGAACUUUGACCUUACACUUUUUAUGUGCAUGUAAUUACAAAGGACCAUUAAAAACUUAUUAGGUAUGAAAUUAUUUUUUGGUUCAAGUUUAGAAACUAGAUAUAUUUUUAGUAUUUUUG